Messenger RNA from Gadus morhua (Atlantic cod), 3596 nucleotides. It is a transcript of the gene actn1, whose product is annotated as actinin, alpha 1. The transcript is spliced from 22 exons. Gene Ontology annotation, molecular function: protein binding; calcium ion binding. Bases 403 to 3147 code for a protein of 914 amino acids. The record is from RefSeq and is a predicted model, not a curated record. NCBI's taxonomy places the organism in Eukaryota, Metazoa, Chordata, Actinopteri, Gadiformes, Gadidae.
UGCGUUCGUCGCUCACCGCUCGCCAGACCUGCCUACACGGACUGGGUGGCGGUGGACUCCCGCAGAAAAAAACGGGCAGGAUUAAAAAAGCGGGGCAGGGGAGUGCAGGAGCUCUUGAGGGAGCCGAGCGGAGAGAGCUAGUAGCAGGGGAGCGGUGAAGAGAAGGCAGCAGGACGUCGCGGUGUGUUAGCCUGGAGGUUGGACCGUUCAUUUCAUCCACACACUUUGAGUCUGCGUCGGAGGGAGAAGUGCGGUGCUCGAGCGCCUCGCGUCGUGAAGCCUGUCACCGCCUCGCGAGGAGGACCGGCUACUACAGAACUGAGAUUGGGAGACGGGGAGAGGGAACUCACACACACGUACACACACACGUCCGUUUCGUAGAAGCACGGAAAACACGGCGACAUGGACCCAUAUGACGAUGACGAUGACCAGGUGUACAUGCAACAGGAGGACAGCUGGGACCGGGACCUGCUGCUGGACCCGGCCUGGGAGAAGCAGCAGAGAAAGACAUUCACAGCGUGGUGUAACUCCCACCUCAGGAAGGCAGGGACCCAGAUAGACAACAUCGAGGAGGACUUCAGGGACGGCCUGAAGCUCAUGCUGCUGCUGGAGGUCAUCUCAGGCGAGCGCCUGGCCAAGCCGGAGAGAGGGAAGAUGAGGGUGCACAAGAUCUCCAACGUGAACAAGGCGCUGGACUUCAUCGCCGGCAAGGGGGUGAAGCUGGUGUCCAUCGGCGCAGAAGAGAUCGUCGACGGCAACGCCAAGAUGACCCUGGGAAUGAUCUGGACCAUCAUCCUUCGCUUCGCCAUCCAGGACAUCUCCGUGGAAGAGACUUCAGCCAAAGAAGGACUCCUUCUGUGGUGCCAGAGGAAAACAGCGCCCUACAAGAACGUCAACAUCCAGAACUUCCACAUCAGCUGGAAGGACGGUCUUGGCUUCUGUGCUCUGAUUCAUCGGCAUCGCCCCGAGCUCAUCGAUUAUGGAAAACUGCGCAAGGAUGAUCCCAUGACCAACCUGAACACAGCCUUCGAGGUGGCAGAGAAGUACCUGGACAUCCCCAAGAUGCUGGAUGCAGAAGACAUCGUGGGCACCGCUCGCCCGGACCAGAAGGCCAUCAUGACCUACGUCUCCAGCUUCUACCACGCCUUCUCCGGCGCCCAGAAGGCGGAGACGGCAGCCAAUCGGAUCUGCAAGGUCCUGGCGGUGAACCAGGAGAACGAGCAGCUGAUGGAGGACUACGAGAAGCUAGCCAGUGAUCUGCUGGAGUGGAUCCGGAGAACCGUGCCCUGGCUGGAGAACCGCGCCCCGGAGAACACCAUGCAGGCCAUGCAGCAGAAGCUGGAGGACUUCCGAGACUACCGGCGGCAGCACAAGCCCCCCAAGGUGCAGGAGAAGUGCCAGCUGGAGAUCAACUUCAACACCCUGCAGACCAAGCUGCGGCUCAGCAACAGGCCCGCCUUCAUGCCCUCCGAGGGCAAGAUGGUCUCGGACAUCUCCAACGCGUGGGGCGGUCUGGAGGGCGCGGAGAAGGGCUACGAGGAGUGGCUGCUGAACGAGAUCCGCCGGCUGGAGAGACUCGACCACCUGGCCGAGAAGUUCCGGCAGAAGGCGGCCAUCCACGAGGCCUGGACCCACGGUAAGGAGGAGAUGCUGCAGCACCGCGACUACGAGACCGCCUCCCUGUCCGAGAUCAAGGCGCUGCUGAAGAAGCACGAGGCCUUCGAGAGCGACCUGGCAGCCCACCAGGACCGCGUGGAGCAGAUCGCCGCCAUCGCACAGGAGCUGAAUGAGCUGGACUACUAUGACUCUCCCAGUGUGAACGCUCGCUGCCAGCGGAUCUGUGACCAGUGGGACGGACUGGGAAACAUGACCCAGAAACGCAGUGAGGCCCUGCAGAGAACCGAGAAGCUCCUGGAGACCAUCGACCAGCUGUACCUGGAGUUCGCCAAGCGGGCCGCGCCCUUCAACAACUGGAUGGAGGGCGCCAUGGAGGAUCUGCAGGACACCUUCAUCGUCCACACCAUCGAGGAGAUCCAGGGCCUGAGCACCGCCCACGAGCAGUUCAAGGCCACGCUGCCCGAGGCGGACAAGGAGCGGCAGGCCAUCCUGGGCAUCCACAACGAGAUCGCCAAGAUCGUGCAGACCUACCACGUCAACAUAGCCGGCAGCAACCCCUACACCGCCAUCGACCCCCAGGAGGUCAACGCCAAGUGGGACAAGGUGAGGCAGUUGGUGCCCCAGAGGGACCAGGCCCUGAUCGAGGAGCACGCGCGGCAGCAGAACAACGAGAGGCUGCGCCGGCAGUUCGCUAACCAGGCUAACGUCAUCGGGCCCUGGAUCCAGACCAAGAUGGAGGAGAUCGGCCGCAUCUCCAUCGAGAUGCACGGCACCCUGGAGGACCAGCUCACGCACCUGCGGCAGUACGAGAAGAACAUCGUCAACUACAAGCCCAAGAUCGACCAACUGGAGGGAGACCACCAGCUCAUCCAGGAGGCCCUCAUCUUCGACAACAAGCACACCAACUACACCAUGGAGCACAUCCGCGUGGGCUGGGAGCAGCUGUUGACCACCAUCGCCCGCACCAUCAACGAGAUCGAGAACCAGAUCCUGACCCGCGACGCCAAGGGCAUCAGCCAGGAGCAGAUGAACGAGUUCCGCGCCUCCUUCAACCACUUCGACCGGGACCACUCAGGCACGCUGGGGGCCGAGGAGUUCAAGGCCUGCCUGAUCAGCCUGGGCUUCGAUAUCGCCAACGAUUCACAGAAGAGAACAGGGAUGAUGGAUGCUGAGGACUACAAAACCUGCCUCAUCUCCAUGGGUUACAGCCUGGGAGAAGCGGAGUUCUCGCGCAUCAUGAGCAUCGUGGACCCCAACAGGAUGGGCGUGGUCACCUUCCAGGCCUUCAUCGACUUCAUGUCCCGCGAGACAGCCGACACGGACACCGCCGACCAGGUCAUGGCCUCCUUCAAGGUCCUGGCCGGGGACAAGAGCUACAUCCUGGCGGACGAGCUGCGGCGGGAGCUGCCCCCGGACCAGGCCGAGUACUGCAUCGCCCGCAUGGCCCCGUACACGGGGCCCGAUGGGGCCCCCGGGGCCCUGGACUACAUGUCCUUCUCCACUGCGCUGUAUGGCGAGAGCGACCUCUGAGGGGGCCCCCGGGGGGGACGCGCGUCCGGGACGCGGGGUCUUCGUCGUCGCACGUUGUCGUCGUCGCCGUCGCCAUCAUCAUCAUCGUCAUCAUCGACAUCCUCCCUCCCCCCGCCCCCCUCGACUGUCCCGCUCGCCGCGUGUCCAAUCACAGCAUUGCAUCGCACACACACUCCCCCCCCCCCCCCUCCUUCUCCUCCUCUUCUCCCCCUUCUCCUAUCCCCCCCCCCCCCCCCCCCCCCAAGCUCGUUUUGUACACCUUUGGCCUUAUCUUGUUGUCAUAUCCCUCCAUGGCCUGUGUCCUCCUCCCUCUUCCUCCUCCCUCCUCCUCCUCCUCCUCCUCCUCCUUCUCUCUGACUCCCCUAACCUCCUCACACUCCUCCCUCACGCUCUGAGUCUGUUGUUUAGUGCUUUUCACAAGAGAGAGGAAGGAGGGAGAGAGAGCUAGG